Meyerozyma guilliermondii ATCC 6260 is the source of this 1218-nucleotide messenger RNA. RefSeq lists its product as uncharacterized. The transcript has a single exon. The coding region runs from base 1 to 1218 and encodes 405 amino acids. Gene Ontology annotation, molecular function: protein binding. NCBI's taxonomy places the organism in Eukaryota, Fungi, Ascomycota, Pichiomycetes, Serinales, Debaryomycetaceae. The record is from RefSeq and is a predicted model, not a curated record.
AUGCAGUCUCUACCUCAUCGCACAUCACCCUCUUCUUUAAUACACAAUAUGAGCGGUGCUCCGGUACAAUUUCGUAUUAUGGCAGGGUCCUACGAGCACAAUCUUUUGUGCUUGUCACUCAUACUUGGCAAAGAGCCCGUUUUCCAACCUAUUUUUCAUUUUCAAGCACAUUCACUCUCCAUCAAAUGUAUGGAUAUCGCCAAGAGAUACUUGGUUACAGGUUCUAACGACGAGCAUAUACGUAUCUACGACUUGCAAAAGCGUAAAGAGCUAGGCAAUCUCCUCAGUCAUCAAGGAACGGUGACCACAUUACGAUUUUCAGACGAGAAACAUGAAGCAGGUGUUACUGAAAAAUCUGGUAAGUGGUUGAUUUCCGGCUCAGAAGACGGUAAAAUCAUUGUGUGGCGAACUAAGGACUGGGAGGUGUUUGGCACCUUGAAGGGACACCAGGGAAAGGUCAAUGACGUAGCUAUACAUCCUUCUGGAAGAGUGGCUAUCUCGGUUUCUCAGGACUACACAGUACGGUUAUGGAAUCUUAUGACUGCUAAGAAAGCUGCUGUCCUCAAGAUCAAGGGUAAGAUACAUUUGGGUCAGGCACCAGAAAAGGUAGCAUGGUCACAAUCUGGUGAAAAUUUUGUGGUUGGACUCUUGAGUCAAAUUCUCGUUUACAGCACAUCUUCAGCCACUAUGAUUAGAAGAAUUAAAUUUGCAUCUACUCUCAUGUGCAUGCAAGUAGCAGUCAUUGAUGGAGAAGAAUGGUUGAUCACAGGAAAUGGGAAAGGUCUCAUUGAAUUCUACAAAAUGUCAAAACUAUGUGAAGAAGGUGGGUCUCCAGAUGAGCAAGAAACCUUGGAAGCAGCAUUCAGUUUAAGAGGACACUCUAACCGUGUGAAGGAUAUCACGGUAUUUUCCAAUCCUACGGAAACUGCGGGAAAGACCUACUUAAUUUCGGUGUCUUCAGAUGGUAAAAUCGUGGUAUGGGACAUUCAAGAAAAAACCGAAGUUGCAGUUUACGAUUCAGGAGAAAGACUCAAUUGUGUAUCUGCUUGCUCAGAAAGCGUAGAGAAAUCCAGUACCAUGAAACGACGUUUGACAGAGGACGAUGAACCAGCCCCAGAAUCGGAAUAUGAGACUGAUGGUGAAGAGAUCAAGAAAGUCAUGAAACCAAAGAAAAAGAAGAAGAAUCAAAAGUCCAAGGUGAGCGUUACACUCGAGUAG